Molecule: messenger RNA, 1284 nt
Organism: Calidris pugnax (ruff)
Lineage: Eukaryota; Metazoa; Chordata; Aves; Charadriiformes; Scolopacidae
Gene: HOGA1
Product: 4-hydroxy-2-oxoglutarate aldolase 1
Exons: 7
Coding region: 29-1033 (334 amino acids)
Biological process (GO): N-acetylneuraminate catabolic process
Molecular function (GO): N-acetylneuraminate lyase activity; 4-hydroxy-tetrahydrodipicolinate synthase activity
Source: RefSeq, a predicted model, not a curated record
GUGCAGCACGGCCGGCAGCAGCACCACCAUGGUGGUGCUCAGCGCCCGUCUCCUCUCUCCCCUCCUGCCCACCCUGGCAGCUCUGUGCCGGGCACCCCCACGGCAGCACCGGGGGCUCAGCAGCCCCUCUGGAUCGGGGCACUCGCUCAACCUCGGGGGCAUCUUCCCACCCCUCGCCACCCCCUUCUCACCCAUGCAGGAGGUGGACUAUGCCCAGCUGGAGGGCAACCUGCGCCGCUACGCCAGCAUCCCCUUCCGAGGGCUGGUGGUACUGGGCUCCAACGGGGAGUACCCCUACCUGGCACCCCGGGAGCGGCUGGAGGUGGUGAGCUGCGUGCGCCGGGCUCUGCCCAGGGACCGCCUGCUGCUGGCCGGCUCGGGCUGCGAAUCCACCCAGGCCACCAUCGAGCUGACGGUCAGCAUGGCAGAGGCAGGGGCUGACGUGGCGCUGGUCGUCACACCCUGCUAUUACCGGGGAGGCAUGACCAGCGCUGCCCUGGUCCAGCACUACACGGAGGUCGCCGACGCAUCCCCCAUCCCCGUGGUGCUCUACAGUGUCCCUGCCAACACCGGCCUGGACCUGCCCCUGGAGGCCGUCCUCACCCUGGCUCAGCACCCCAACAUCGUCGGGAUCAAGGACAGCGGUGGGGACAUCACCCGCAUGGGGCUGAUGGUCCACAAGACACGGCAGGAGGAUUUCCAGGUGCUGGCGGGAUCGGCUGGCUUCCUGCUGGCCAGCUAUGCCCUGGGUGCCUCUGGGGGGGUCUGCGCCCUCGCCAAUGUGUUGGGGGCCCCACUGUGCCAGCUGGACCGUCUGUGCCGGGAGGGCCACUGGCAGGAGGCCCGCGACCUGCAGCACCGGCUCAUCGAGCCCAACACGGCGGUCACACGCCAGUUUGGGAUCCCGGGGCUGAAGAAGGCCAUGGAGUGGUUCGGCUAUUAUGGGGGUCCCUGCCGCGCCCCCCUGCCCCCCCUGAGCCCCACACAGGUUGAGGAGCUAAGAGGCACCUUCAGAGCCAACGGCUGGCUGUGAGGGCUCUGCGCUGGGAAGGCAUGGGAGCCAGGGACCCCGGGAGCCGGGGACGUGGUGGGGCCACUGGGAUGUGGCCAGGAGAAACCCACCCCCCCCUCCUUCCUGCCCUGAGCAGAGCGGGCAGGGGGGAUGCCCAACACCCCCCCGGCCACCUCUGCGUCCCCCACCAGCCCUCAGGAUCCUGCCAUCCCCACCUGGGAAGGAAUGGAUCCCGGGGCUGUGAGCCAGGAAUAAACCCACUGUUUCCCCCC